AUGGUCGACUUCUACGCCGUGCUGGAAGUGGAUCACGAUGCCUCGCAGGAGGACAUCAAGCGCAGCUACCACCGCCUUGCCCUCCGGUACCACCCCGACAAAGCCGGUCCGGAAGGAGCGGCGAAGUUCAAGGAAGUCAACACCGCCUACGAGGUUCUCUCCGACCCGCAGAAGAAGUCGAUCUACGACGCCUAUGGAGAGGCGGGUCUGGAUGCGAUGGACAACCCAGUGGCCGGCGGCGCAGUCGCGGCUCUCGGCCCCACGGUGAGCAUCCUGAUCACGCUGGUACUUCUCUUCAUUACGGUGGCGAUGAUCCUCAUCUUCCUUGCGUUCCUCGUGUCUUUCGUAGAUGGUCAUCUGCGAUCGUGGAACUACGUGAAAGUGUUCUCGCCACUCUUUGUGGUUGACGUCGUGGUGGGUGUGCCAGUCUUCCUCUUGUUUUUUAUGACCGUGAUAAUGAUGCCGAAACAUACGCCGAUGCACUGCGUCUUCAUGGCCAUCCUGUGCGCUAUCAUUCUGACCAUUGUGAUCCCGAUCGCGAAGGAUCGCAACGAGUCACGCGCUCGUCAGGGGCGGACCGACUAUUUGCAGUGGCGUGUGUGGCUCAUCCCUGGCUACCUCUUUUCGGUAUUUGUAUUCUCCGCCGUCUUUUUCUCUGCCCUGCCGACCCAGAAUCGAAUUCUGAAGCUGAAGUCAAUCGGUCUUGUGCGACUCGCCAACUACCUCCCCAUCGGCUUCAUCUUCUCCAUCUUGGAGGCGGCGUGCGUGGUAGUCUUCUUCGCCCUCGUCGCGUGCCGCGCGGAUGAGACGAUUACGACGAACUACUUCGUCGUCAUUGGCGUGCCGAUCUUCGUCGGCCUCACCCUCUUCCUCAUUAACCGACUCGUGUUUAACAUUUUGGAGCUCUACAUUAGCGAUGUGCCGCCGGAGGUGCGGGCGGCGGCGCAGGCGGCGGAGGAGGCCGCCCAUGGCGGGGAACCCUCGCCGAGCGGGGCAGCGGAGCCGGAGGCGCACAACCCGUCGAACCCGAUGCGCGGCUCUGGGGAGUAUCAGGGCGGAUUGCGUGCGGACGGUGCGGGGGAGGAGCAGCAGCACUACUCCACUGAGUCGACGGGUCGCAGCCGCCACGGGGCCAACGGCGCAGACGAGGAACAGAGCGAGCGGCAGAACAACAACGACGGCGAAGGUGGUGCGGCGACGCACCCGCAUGGCGCUUCGGACGGCAGGAACCCCUACGCUGGCCAGCAAGGCUCCUGCGGUGGUAUUACGCAGAACAUGGUGACGAGUUGCCUCAUUGUGGGCCUCCUGAUGGCCUCCACGGCGAUGAUCGCGGUGCGGCUCAACUACUACUACAACUACGGCACAUACGCGGGUGUUCUCACCCUGGCCAAGGCGUGCAUUCCACUCUUCAUCAUUGUCGGCGCCAUUUUGGUAGUUCUUAUGGUGGGCAGCUUUCUUGUCUGCUGUGGGGUGGCUUCGGUGGUUGUUGGGGGAGACGCACCGCAUGAACACCACAACGCAGAGGCCGGCAACCAGCAGGAGGCGGGCGAGGAGAUGCAGGCGAACAACGGCAACGGCAAUAAUACUAAUAAUGCAGGCGCUGCUAACGGCGGCACAUCGGCGGCGGCGGCGGCAAGCGGCGAGGAAACACCUGGUGUGCCGCACCAAGAUGCCGGCACGACGGGCCGCCCAGCAGAUAAGCGUCGUCUGUCACAUGAGGUGGGCGCUACUCCGCCGGAGCGGCAGCCAGACAACCAGCACCUCUCCGAUAUUGACUAA
Leptomonas pyrrhocoris is the source of this 1779-nucleotide messenger RNA. Its product is annotated as dnaj chaperone-like protein. The coding region runs from base 1 to 1779 and encodes 592 amino acids. The transcript has a single exon. Lineage: Eukaryota; Euglenozoa; Kinetoplastea; Trypanosomatida; Trypanosomatidae. The record is from RefSeq and is a predicted model, not a curated record.